AUGCGGCGCGGUCUCCUUAUCUUCCUUCUCGUCAACCUCCUCAUCCUCUCCUUCCUUGUUCGCAGCGUCUCAACCCUUCUCUCCCUGCUAGUCGAAGAUGCUGCCGCAGACGCCAUUCACCGCGCCGAGCUACCCUCACCAAACUCAAGCUUGAUCGAACAACGCCCGCAAAUAAUCCCCAAGAUUAUUCACCAGACUUAUAAAAACGAAACAAUUCCUGAGGUCUGGGUUGAGGCUCAACAGAGCUGUAUCGACCUGCACCCGGAUUAUGAAUAUAUUCUCUGGACAAACGAAAAAUCACGCGAGUUCAUCGCCGCCGAAUACCCCUGGUUCUUGGACACUUUUGAUGGCUACAGCUAUCCCAUCCAGCGCGCAGACUCAAUUCGAUACUUCGUGCUAGCUCACUACGGAGGAACCUACAUCGAUCUCGACGACGGCUGCAACCGCCGCUUGGAUCCUCUUCUUGCGUACCCCGCGUGGGUGCGCCGCACUGCGCCAACAGGUAUCUCCAACGACGCUAUGGGCUCUGUCCCCCAGCACCCGUUCUUCCUGCGCGUCAUCGAACUCCUGCAGCAGUAUGAUCGCCAUUGGGUCCUGCCGUACAUCACCGUCAUGUAUUCCACCGGCCCACUCUUCUUGUCCGUUAUUUGGAAGGAAUAUAUGCAUGAUAAGCCCAGCGAGGCGGGUCGUGUCCGUAUCCUCAUGCAGGAUGAGUAUAACAAGUUCUCGUGGAGCUUCUUUACCCACCACCGGGGUAACAGCUGGCAUGGAAAGGACGCCCACCUCAUUUUCUGGAUGGGCCAACAUUGGCUAUUCCUUACUGUCUGCGGCUUCUGCAUCGCCGGUGUUGUGGGCUUCUGUCUCUGGUGGAGCUACGGCCGAAUCAUGCUCCUGGGAGCUAAAUACCGCUACCGCUACACGAAAGUCCCUGCAAUCAUCAGCCCACGUCUGUCGACUUCUCCAACGCGCCGAUCGCGCCUGACCGUGCCUACACUCCUGCGCCGCGUCAGUUUCAAAGAAGACGAGGAACUAGGCGGUGUCACGGAGACUUCGUACGAACUCGGCCGUCGCGACGACUGA
This is a messenger RNA of Penicillium soppii, 1080 nucleotides long. RefSeq names its product glycosyltransferase family 32 protein. The transcript is spliced from 4 exons. The record is from RefSeq and is a predicted model, not a curated record. Gene Ontology annotation, molecular function: mannosyltransferase activity. NCBI's taxonomy places the organism in Eukaryota, Fungi, Ascomycota, Eurotiomycetes, Eurotiales, Aspergillaceae. The coding region runs from base 1 to 1080 and encodes 359 amino acids. Gene Ontology annotation, biological process: mannosyl-inositol phosphorylceramide biosynthetic process.